Messenger RNA from Caenorhabditis briggsae, 354 nucleotides. The coding region runs from base 1 to 354 and encodes 117 amino acids. Gene Ontology annotation, cellular component: extracellular region. Gene Ontology annotation, molecular function: hormone activity. Lineage: Eukaryota; Metazoa; Nematoda; Chromadorea; Rhabditida; Rhabditidae. The transcript is spliced from 2 exons. The record is from RefSeq and is a predicted model, not a curated record.
AUGAAGUUCAUGGUCCUCGCUUUCUUCUUGGCCUUCAUCAUGGCUGUCCACACUUUCAACUUGAAGGAAUCCUCCGACCACAUGGAAUCUCUUGAGGAGCAGCUGGAGGAGGACCAGGACAAGCAAGCUCAACUCUACGCGAAGAUGUUCGAGGGCAUCCAUGAACUCCAGAAGUAUGCCAAGAAAUCCAGAGCUCGUCGUGGAUCGUGUGGCUUCAAGCUUCUGGAAAAGAUCGCUGAAGUCUGUGGUGAUAUAGCAUCUGGAUCGGAGGUGGACUUGGCUACCAUUUGUUGCUCGAAGCAGUGCCCCAACAGCUUCAUUCAGGCUUCGGCGUGCCCAGAUAAGAAGGCCUAG